This is a messenger RNA of Chrysemys picta bellii (western painted turtle), 3306 nucleotides long. RefSeq names its product mucin-2-like. The record is from RefSeq and is a predicted model, not a curated record. NCBI's taxonomy places the organism in Eukaryota, Metazoa, Chordata, Testudines, Emydidae.
UAGUCUGUUGCCUGUGAGUAUAGAAUCACACAUAGCUUGCUGGUUGGAGGGAACAAAGUGAGGAGUUUUGGUUUGUUUUCUGGGUGUUUUUCUCUGUGGUUAGAAAUGAAGAUGUGCAAAACUAUACUUCCUUGUAUUCUAUUAUUGUCAGGGCAAGAUCCUUCCAUCUGCUGUGUCGGUGCAUAUGAGGUGGAAAGGGAGCUUACUUUCCACCUCGUCCCUCACCUACAAAUGCAGUAGUAUUGCAGGAACUCUACUUAGCCCUCUGAUAGGUGCUAGGAGGGGAGGGUGUCCGUCUGAUGCACCAGACUAACACAUGGGAAUAUGGUCUCCUUUUUAGUGCACAUACUGCACUGGAGCACGUGCUAGCUGAGAGUUCAUGCUGUUCCUUUUCAAAGGAGUAGAUUUAGUGGUCAUGAUGGCAGCGGAGGAGACGAUUGUCCCAGACGUGACGGUGAAUACGGUGGCGCCCGUCACGGUGGUGACCGUCCCAAACACGAUGGGGGAGACGGUGGCGCCCGUCACGGUGGUGACUGUCCCAGAUACGCCAGGGAAGACAGUGGCGCCCGUCACGGAGGCUACCAUCACAGAGGCGACCCUCGCAGACACACCGGGGAAGACGGUGGUGCCUGUCACAGAGGCGACCGUCCUAGGCAUGACGAUGACCAUAGUGCUUGGACAUAAAAAAAUCUCAACUUCAGGGCUGCCAUCAGUAAAAAGCUUCUCAAGUUCUACAAUGAAAAUAAGUAGAGAAUCAACGUUCUUUUUCAAGUCUACUGCUAAACAACUAACUUUGGAGGACAAGAAGUUAGUCAGAUCAACCUCUACCAACCUGACUUUUGGGCCAGAUAAAGAACAGCAAACAUCUGAACUAGAGAUAGGGCUCAGCAUUUUCUUUGGGAUACUCCUUAUUAUUGUCAUCAUUGUUUGUUGCUGUAGGUGGAAAAAGUCAAGAAAAAGCUCAUUUGACUUGAACUCAAUAGAAGCAACUAUUCCCUUAAAUACCAUUGAAACAAAAGAACCAAGCUCAGAUGGGGAGAAGAAAUGAAAGCACUCUCACUUAAUAGCCAUUCAAGAAGAUCUCACAAAAAGAACUAAUAUGGCUGAAUCACCAGAGAAAUUAAAAUGGAUUGAAAUUCAAAGAGAUCCACUGGCACUCUCAAUAGUGUAAACUUCUUUUUAAAUGGCACAUUUUGGAGUGUUCUUGAAUCUAGUCAUAGUAAUAAGCAGAUAUUCAUUGGUGCUGGCUGCUACAAAUCUUUAUUCAUUGCCUGUUACUUUUUGGUUGUGGAAAAAAGCUCGCCUUACUUUAAUAUAGUUAUCUAUGGGCCACAUUCCACCAUUUAGGCACAAAUCUGCAUCAGCAUAUGAGGAACUGGGGGAGGCAUAAUCCCUCUCCCAGCUCUCCAGCAUUCAGAAGAAACAUGCCAUGGCCCUUCCUCUUCCUGCCCCAGCCUGCUUCCUUUAGAGGAUUGUGGCCUUUAGGGUGCACAGCAGGAAGGAGUCACGGAGGCAGGCAGUCUUUGUGCUUCCCUGAGUAUAGGGACUGGGGUCUUUCCGGGCCCUUAUGUGGAGCUCCUAAGAAGUGAGGGGAAAACUAUUUAUGCCUCCUGCUCCCACCAAUUCAUCCGUCCAAAAGCCUGUGAAAAUCUAGCCCUUAAUUCUUUGUACAUAGCUUGUUUUAUAAUAAAUGACCUAAGUAAAAGUGAGUCUCAGCACAGUGUAUUUCUAUUAAAUGCAAAAAUGUUACUGAUGCACUGUUAAGAUUGAAAUGUUAUGCUCACUAAAAUCAGAAAAUGUAGAGUUAAGGGACCAGAGCCUCAGCUGGUGCAAACUGACAGCUUCCUUGGCUUCCUUGGAGCCAUAUUGAUUGACACCAACUGAAGAUCUGGUCCCAGGUUUCCAGAGACACUUUUGCACAGUAGGGUUUUUUAUCAUCUAAUCAUAACACGUAUAUAUGCAAUAACACAAAAUGUUGUAUUUGUUCAUAGAGUGUUAUAAAAGAAUGUGUAGUUUUAACAUGGAAGCCUACAAUCCUGUAUACCAUGUUUACAGUUUUACAAACACAAUGUAAGAACACAAUGCAGCUUAUUUCCUUGGUAUGAAGUUAUUUGCUAAAUAGUGUUAUUUCAAUCAGGGUUGUAUGAUCCUAGACAGAAUAACCCUUUUCAAAUAUAUGGGCCUGUCUGCUUCUCCUCUCACACCUGUAUAAAUCAAGAAUUUCUCCACCGGAGCUAAUGAAGAUUCACGUGUGCAAAAACUAGUAUAAAUGCAUAAUCAGGCCCCUAAAUGUGCAAGCUUUAAAUUGGGAACUCUUUAGAGUAGAAUUGUGGUUUUCUUUUAUCUCAUUCAGCCCCUGUGCUUAAAAAUAGCAAUAAUCAAUAAAAAGGUGACAGUUAAGGUUGGGAAUCUUGCAUUUCCUGAAUUUCAUAGUACAAUCUAAGGGCCUUGUUCCACUACCCUACUCUGAGUGGGUAGCACUUAUUUACUUACUGAUGUCAAUGGAACGACUCAUGUGAGUAAGUACUAUGCAAUGUGAGUGCAGAAUCCAGCACUUAGUAGUCGCAUACUUUAGUCUCAGUAUACUAUGUAAAGUUGGCAUAUUAAUAAAGUGGCAAGGUGAGGCAGCAUGACCCAAUGGGUAUGGUACUAACCCAGCAUUUGGGAGAGCUGGAUUCAAUUCCCUGUUCUACUACAGACUUCCUGGGUGGCCUAUAGUCAAGCUAGUUAGCCUCUCUAGGCCUCAGUUCCCCUUAUAUAAAACAGGAAUAAUAGCAAUUCCUUAUCUCACAAGGAUGUUGUGAGGAUAAAUACAUUAAAGAUUGAGGUGCUCAUGUAACAGGUGCUUUUACAAGUACCCUACCCAGAAAAUCUAAUAGGUUUUGGCGUGUUUCCAAAUCUGCUCAGGCAUGAUAUCUUCCUUCUUAAUAAUAAUAUGGACUUGAGUUAUAUCAGCCUUCAACCAGUAAUCGACAUUCUAUGAGGAUGCAAAAUCUAAAGCAUGAGGGGAAGAGAAGAUGAAACCUAAUUCAGCACCAUUGAGGGCAAAGGGAAUUUUACUAUUGACUUCAGUGGAUCAGGAUAAGACUGAUAACACAGACGGGUAAUUGAAAAUGUAGGCCACUUUUUUUCCUAUGUGCUUAACGAAUGGGAACUAAAAUCUUCCUUUUGUGUAAACAUGAUCUGAGUUAAGGAUGAGCUCAUUACAAGAAUUCUGUUUCAUGCCAGUCUUACUAAGAAUUGCAAUUAUAAUUACAUUUUCAUUUCCACAAAAAGAAUAAUAAACUCUGAAUUUUGGAAGAGCAA